AUGCAGCGAUAUUUAAACGCGACGCUGUUUCAAUUUCGGAAAAACUAUACGCCAUUGACAAUCAAAAAAACGCUAAUUUUCGCGAAUUUAUUUUACUUUACAGACGCCAUAGAAUGGCUAAAGGCAUACCGCGGGGAAAUCGAUGUCCUCAGAGAAAGAGAAGGAAAACUAAAAUACGAUUUAGCAGUUUUUGGUAUCAGUCAGCCGGACUCAUUUGAACUUGCGAAGCUAGAAAAAGACCUCGCUGCCAUUGAAUUAAUUUGGCAACUCACAGACGAGUGGAACAGUGCUUGGGAACGUUACAAAAAUGGAAAUUUCUGGACAAUUGAAAUGGACGAAAUGGAUGCCACGGCAAACGUGCUUUUCCGUAAAUUUACUCGAUUGUCAAGAGAACUGAAAGAAAAAAAUUGGGAAAUUAUCGAGACUUCCAGAUCUCGAGUGGACAAAUUUCGACGUACUUUACCUCUGAUAACAGAUUUGAAAAAUCCAGCAAUGAGAGAGCGGCACUGGAAAAGUGUUAGAGAAAUAGUUGGAAGAGAUUUUGACCAAAACUCACCAGAUUUCACAUUAGAUCUUAUCGCCGAGCUCCAAUUACAAAUGUUCGCAGAUCAAAUCAGCGACUUAUCAAACGCAGCGACUAUGGAACUCAAUAUAGAAAUGGGUUUGAAGAUUAUCAAUGAAGUUUGGAAAAAAAUGACUCUUGAAAUGGUUCCUUAUAAAGACAAAGGUAUUUUCCGACUGAAAACGGUCGACGAUAUUACUCAAGCGCUAGAGGAUCAUCAGAUUCAGUUAUCAGCGAUGAAAUCUACGAGGUCAGAAUUCGAAAUGGUGGAUCACGAAUCUAAACUUAAAUACAAAAACUUCAAAUCUGACUGA
This is a messenger RNA of Athalia rosae (coleseed sawfly), 876 nucleotides long. Its product is annotated as dynein axonemal heavy chain 2-like. Gene Ontology annotation, biological process: microtubule-based movement. The transcript is spliced from 5 exons. The record is from RefSeq and is a predicted model, not a curated record. Gene Ontology annotation, cellular component: dynein complex. Bases 1 to 876 code for a protein of 291 amino acids. Gene Ontology annotation, molecular function: dynein light intermediate chain binding; dynein intermediate chain binding; minus-end-directed microtubule motor activity. NCBI's taxonomy places the organism in Eukaryota, Metazoa, Arthropoda, Insecta, Hymenoptera, Athaliidae.